UUCACGCUUUUGAUUUGGUUUGACCCCUCUCUCUCUCUUGUUUUGUUUCGGUGGUUUUCUUUUCUACCCCACUCCUACUCCCUUUCCCUUGUGGAUUCCGUUCCGUGUACAAAUUACAAUUAAAAUUGUCAAUAAAUUAAACAACAGACAGACAGACAAACCUUAGUUUUAGUUUUGAAAUUAGAAUUCAAUUUGCGAUCAUUGGAUUCGAUCAAACUUGUUGUUUGUGUGUGUUUUGUUGAUAAGACAGACAGAGAAUGUCUUACGCGUAUUUGUUCAAGUACAUUAUCAUCGGCGAUACUGGAGUUGGAAAAUCAUGCCUUCUUCUUCAGUUCACCGACAAGAGGUUUCAGCCAGUGCACGAUUUAACUAUUGGCGUUGAGUUUGGAGCCAGGAUGAUCACCAUCGACAACAAACCUAUCAAGCUCCAAAUCUGGGACACGGCUGGCCAAGAGUCUUUCAGAUCCAUAACACGGUCCUACUAUAGAGGGGCAGCUGGUGCCUUGCUUGUCUAUGACAUCACCAGGAGGGAAACUUUUAAUCACUUGGCUAGCUGGUUGGAGGACGCGAGGCAACAUGCAAAUGCAAACAUGACAAUUAUGCUCAUUGGUAAUAAGUGCGAUCUAGCUCACAGACGGGCUGUGAGCACAGAGGAAGGGGAGCAGUUUGCAAAGGAGCACGGCUUGAUCUUCAUGGAGGCGUCUGCUAAAACUGCUCAGAAUGUUGAGGAGGCAUUUAUAAAAACUGCUGCAACCAUAUACAAAAAGAUUCAAGAUGGAGUGUUUGAUGUAUCAAAUGAGUCUUAUGGCAUAAAAGUUGGAUAUGGUGGAAUUCCAGGACCAUCAGGAGGCAGAGAUGGCGCUUCCUCUCAAGCUGGAGGCUGUUGUAGUUGAAAGUUUGAUCUCAUGUGCCAUGUUGAAGGCAGUUUAUCUGGUGUUUGUUUACAUUCUCAGUUUUUAUUUUUAUUUUUAAGUUUUUGUGGUUAAAUAUGAAGGUUAUGGAUCCUUUCUUUAUAUAAACGAAAUUGAAAUACGUGUAUAAUUCUUGGUCAUGUUCUAAUUUGAUUGUAAAUUAGUCAUUUAAAGUUAGGUGAGUUGAAUGAAAGUGCGGAUUCUGAAUAGACAGGGACUCAUUGUUAUUUAUUGGUGUUCA
Molecule: messenger RNA, 1152 nt
Organism: Malus domestica (apple)
Lineage: Eukaryota; Viridiplantae; Streptophyta; Magnoliopsida; Rosales; Rosaceae
Product: ras-related protein RABB1c
Biological process (GO): vesicle-mediated transport
Cellular component (GO): Golgi apparatus
Molecular function (GO): GTPase activity; GTP binding
Source: RefSeq, a predicted model, not a curated record